AUGAAAGUAGAAAAAGACACACGAAAGUUUAACACAUCAAUGUAUAAGUUAACUGGAUUUGAUCACAUCCGGAUAAAGCACACCUUGAAUGCCCAGACCUUUAAGAGAAUCUUUCAGAGAUACAAAAUAGUAGAGCACUCUGCGUUUACAGAGCUAGUGCUUCAUGGAACAGCUGAGGAGCUGGAAAGUGAGCGUAAAAAGAUAGAAAAAGUCGUUGUGCAGAUGCAAAGAAUCAUGGCUGCCAUGGGAAGAGUGUCUCUAAUCUGGGAAGAGGGCGAAUCCGUUAUCUAG
Nematocida ausubeli is the source of this 291-nucleotide messenger RNA. RefSeq lists its product as uncharacterized. Lineage: Eukaryota; Fungi; Microsporidia. The transcript has a single exon. The coding region runs from base 1 to 291 and encodes 96 amino acids. The record is from RefSeq and is a predicted model, not a curated record.